Leptonychotes weddellii (Weddell seal) is the source of this 2961-nucleotide messenger RNA. RefSeq names its product adenosine deaminase 2 (gene ADA2). Lineage: Eukaryota; Metazoa; Chordata; Mammalia; Carnivora; Phocidae. The record is from RefSeq and is a predicted model, not a curated record. Gene Ontology annotation, biological process: inosine biosynthetic process; adenosine catabolic process. Gene Ontology annotation, molecular function: adenosine deaminase activity.
CGGGGGACUCAGCGAACAGUCUGCAGUUUCUGGAGCUGCUCUGAGGCAUCCCAAUGUCCGUGGGUGGCCCGCCAGGGCGGCCAGCCCUGCUCUCCCUGCUUUUGGUGGCCGCGAUGCCUUUUUCCUGCUCAGCCAUACCCAUAGAUGAAGCACGGACGCAGCUGUUGAUGAGAGAGAAGAUGAUGCAGCUGGGGGGGCAGCUGGUGCUGACCGAGCAGGAGGAGCUGGCCAAUGGGAGGCUCAUGGCCCUCAAAAAGGCUGAGGUGGCUCAAGCCGUGAAGAGCCAGAAUUUCCCUCCCAGCAUGCACUUCUUCCAGGCCAAGGAUCUCAUCGAGAAAAGUGAGGUGUUUAAUCUCCUGAAGAAGAUGCCAAAAGGGGCUGCCUUACAUGUCCAUGACUUCGGCAUCCUGAGCAUGAACUGGCUGGUGAAAAAUGUCACCUAUAGGCCCCACUGCCACUUCUGUAUCACCCCGAAGGGGGCCCUGAAGUUCAAAUUUGCUUAUCCAACACCCCCCACCCCAAUGCCAGCAGAGUGUUCAGAGUGGGUUUUGCUGGAGAAAUAUCGAAAGGAGAUGCAGAACGUCACUGAGUUUGACAACGGACUGCUAAAGAAUUUCACUUUGAUGACUGAGAACCCCGAUGUGGAUUAUGCAAACCAAAAUAUUGUCUGGUCCAAGUUUCAAACGAUCUUCUUCACAAUCUCUGGCCUUGUCCACUAUGCACCAGUGUUCAGAGACUAUGUCUUCCAGGCCCUGGAGGAGUUCUACCAGGACAAUGUGCUCUACCUAGAGCUCAGAGCCAUGCUGUUCCCGGUGUAUGAACUGAAUGGGACCAUCCAUAGCCAAGAGUGGUCAGUGAGGACUUACAGAGAAGUGGCUUCUUUGUUUGCAAAAGAGCAUCCCGGGUUUAUUGGAAUCAAACUCAUUUAUUCAGAUCACAGAAUAAAAAAUGUGUCCUUCAUCGUGAAAUCCGUCCAAACAGCCAUGAUGCUUCGAGCCAUGUUCCCCAGGAUGGUGUCAGGGUUUGACCUGGUGGGGCGUGAGGACACUGGCCACUCCUUGUAUGACUACAGGGAGGCUUUGAUGAUUCCCACCUUGCAUGGCGUUAAACUGCCUUACUUUUUCCAUGCUGGAGAGACAGAUUGGCAGGGUACUUCCAUAGACAGAAACCUUCUGGAUGCUCUACUACUGAACUCUACCAGGAUUGGCCAUGGAUUUGCUUUGACCAAACACCCAGCAGUCUGGGCUGACUCCUGGAAGAAGAACAUCCCCAUAGAAGUCUGUCCCAUCUCCAACCAGGUUCUGAAACUGGUGUCUGACUUGAGAAACCACCCUGCCGCUGUUCUGAUGGCCACUGGGUACCCCAUGGUGAUCAGCUCUGAUGACCCAGCUGUCUUUGGUGCCAAAGGUUUAUCCUAUGAUUUCUAUGAGGCCUUCAUGGGCAUUGGGGGAAUGGCGGCCGAUCUGAGGACACUCAAACAGCUGGCCAUGAACUCUAUCAAGUUCAGCACCUUGUUGGAUAUUGAUAAAAAGGCUGCCAUGAAAACCUGGGAGGAGAGAUGGAAUACGUUUGUAGCCGACCUGGCAAGGAGGCCAAAGUGAGAAGCUAGCCGUUUAUUACCCUAGUCCUCUGCUCCCCUCUGCAAGCUGUUCUCACCUUCCAUCAAUCAUGCUUGAACCCACUCCAGUGUAGUUGGUACCUCCAUUUCUUCAUCAGAACUAACCUCAUGAAGGUCAUCAAUGGCCUCCACAUUGCUUGACCUCUCAGAAACACUUAAACAGUCUACCAAACUCAUCUUUUUGAAAUAUCCUUUUCUCUCAACCUCAGUGACAUCAACUCUUUUGGUUUCCUCCUUUCUCUCUGGCCAUUGCUUCCGGGGUCCCUUUUCCAGAUGCUCUUCUCUAUCAGAUCUCUGUGUUGCAUUUCCUCAGGGCUUAGUUUUGCCUCUCCUCUGUUCAUGUCUCUGCUUCUCUCCUCUUCUUUUCUCUCUCACUCUAUAGUCUUUUCCUAGGUAGUCUCAUCCACUCCUUUGCUUUUAAAUACCAUUUAUUUGCUGAUGAUUACCAAUUUAUUUAUUCAUUUGGAAGGUUCACAGGAAUCUCAAAACGUACUAUGUGCAAUUCUGAACUCAAUCUCUUCCCUUUCAACCUUUUCCUGAUCUUUCUCAUCUUGGUAAAUGGCAUCUCCAUCCAUUCCACCCAGUUGCUCUAUGUAGAAUUUUUCAGUGAAAUUCUUGAUACUGCUCUCUCCCCUGUUCCCUACAUCAAAAUGUAUCUUGAAUCCUCCAUGCCUCUCUAUCUACAUUGCUAUUGGCGGAGUUCAAGCCACUAUCACUUCUUGUCUGAGUUACAAUAGCCUCUUAAUUGAUCUCUCCCUUCUUCUCUUUGCCUUCCUCAUUUCAUUUUUCACAGAGCAAUGACUUUUCAAAAAUUAAAUCAGGUUACUCCAUUGCUUACAACUCAGUGCACUUAGAAAAACCCAAAUGUUUCAAUAGGGCAUAUAGCAUCCUAUUUAACCUGGAUCCCUUCCAGCAUCAUUCUACCCCGGUCUCCUCUAGUGUACCAGAUUCUGGCCACACUGGUCCUUUGUUUCUCAAAUAUCCCAAACUCUAUGCUGCAUCAGAGUCUUUUCUCAUUCCCUCUGCCUGGGAUAUUCUUUCUUUCCACUUUUGUCUGACUGACUCCUGUUUACCCUUCAGGUUUCACCUUUAAUGUCACUGUCUCAGAAGUUUCCUAGACCCCUAACCUGUUAAUAUCUCUCAUGGCACCUUGCUUUUUUCCUUCAUGACUCUUAUCAUAAUUUGUAAUUAUAUAUUUAUUUCUCUGUUUAUGGUCUCCCUCCACCAGAGUGUAAGCUCCAUGUGGGCAGGUACUAAUGAUUGUUUCCUGUACACUGUGAACCCAGAGCCUAGCUCCAUGCCCCAAACCUAGUCAGUACUGAAUAAAAGAUAUGUUAAAUGAA